Ornithodoros turicata is the source of this 1689-nucleotide messenger RNA. RefSeq lists its product as uncharacterized. NCBI's taxonomy places the organism in Eukaryota, Metazoa, Arthropoda, Arachnida, Ixodida, Argasidae. The coding region runs from base 345 to 857 and encodes 170 amino acids. The record is from RefSeq and is a predicted model, not a curated record. The transcript has 6 exons.
UUCCUCUAACCUGCAGACAGUCCCUAAGCUAGAUGCGACAUGCAGCUGUGGCGGUAGCUUCCACGUCGUUUGUCGUAAAUUUUAAUUUGCAUCUGUCUCUGAACACAGUCGCAAUCCUGAUCGUGGAUCUCAUUAGAGUUCCACCUUGCGCAGCGUGGCUGGGUCCCAUGUGAGGCCAGGUGUUUGUUCCUUGCUUGGGACACCUGUAACUUACAGUGCAACAAGUGUGUCUGGGGUAUACGCGAGGUACCGAGAAGAUUGGUAAAGGUGCUUUAUGCUUCGUCGAGCCAUCUUUUGUUUCCUCAAGGCAAUCAGGACGGACACACGCUGCUCAAACUGGAGACAUGUUAACUAAGGUCCUCCCUUUGACGUUCCUGCUCUGGGGAAGCCAAGCGCUGGCUCAAAGGAAGAAGUCAUGCGAAGCCAUGCCAGCGAGCAACAGUGUCAGUUUCGAAAAGCUGAGUGAAGCUCCAUGGUACGAAUCGUGGACGUAUCCUGAAGGAGACGGACGUUGCGUAAUUCGAUCCUACGACCUCAAGAAACAAACGAUGCUGCGGAAAGAGAAACACAAAAUAUUUGGCUUUACUUCCAAGAGAGAAACUCUGCCCUUCAUUAUUCAAGACAACGUACAGUACUUAAGCCGUGAUGGUUCGAUGUACCAACAGGUUUUAGCGACUGACAACUCCACAUGGGCUUUCAUACAUGUCUGCUGGGAAGGAGAUGGGGUGCGCAAUUUGAUCCUGCUGACCCGUGACCGGUGGUCAAGAAUCCCGCCGUUUGUAGACCAGCAAAUUCUAAACGUAUUACAAGAAGCUCAGAUGGGACCCCUUGUGCUGAGUGCCACACGUUGCGCAUAAGUUAUUUGACGUCUUGAUAAAGGAGCAUGGAAGGGACCGAAAUAAAAUGUGCAAGGAGAAACACAAAUCGGGGUUACAAGCCACAGGGUACAUAUUCGCGGAAAAAGUACGAGUGCGGCGAGCGGUCCUGGUGCGCGCAAGAGGGCUUUCAAUCUCGGGGAUCUGUGACGUCACGUCAACCGACCAAUAAUGAGGCGCGCGCCUUCUUUUCUCUCCUAUCUUUUUUGCAGUAUUUGCUCGUCCCGCGUCCGACACAAUCAAAGCAGCCGACUGAUCGCCUUGCUAGGCAGUAGCAGAGCAGUAGCAGACAACUGUAGCAGACGAUUAUCGGUAGCCAAUAAAAGUGAUCGGAUGAUCUGACGUCACACGGCACUGCAAGGACCUGAGACAGGUCGCCGCCGCUGCGCGCACCCUUGUUAACUUUCUCAGGAAAUGCGCGCUUGCCUAUGGAAAUGCUUUGCGUGACAGCUUCCGAAAAUAGUAUGUUUUUCAUGGAAUAAAAAAGAAGUACAUAUUCGAAGUGCCUUCCUUGCUCCUUUAAAGUGGAUGUAACCUUGCGAGAAUAGCUAAGCUUGUAGCAAACCAUAAAACGGAACGAAUAUUUCACGACGAAUUGUUUCUUCGAAAAACAGAAGAUUUAUUCGUGUUUGUUACAUUCAAGGUGGCAACUGUAAAUUAAUUAUUUUGCUACGAACACUCUUUGAGCUGUUUAAAUGUUGCAGCAUAUACAACAUUCUUGUUUAUAUAUAAUACAUCACGGCCACGAUGAUAGAGAGAAAAUAAAGACAGUAGUGUGAUUUGAAUCAAAGCAAAUAAAGGAGGUGUCAUCGGU